Mya arenaria is the source of this 981-nucleotide messenger RNA. Its product is annotated as probable serine/threonine-protein kinase mkcB. NCBI's taxonomy places the organism in Eukaryota, Metazoa, Mollusca, Bivalvia, Myida, Myidae. The record is from RefSeq and is a predicted model, not a curated record. The transcript has 6 exons. The coding region runs from base 44 to 850 and encodes 268 amino acids.
GAGAAAUUAACUUCCUUGUUCAGGUUGUUAAACUUUUGAAGGAAUGGCCUCUUGUUCAUCGUGUUCCCAUGUUUGUCAAUCCUGGUCUGCGUGUAGUGUAACUUGCGGAAAUGGGACACGGACAAGGACGAAUAACCGUGGAUGUAUGGACAAGGAUAUAUGUUCCCAACCAAUUUGUCAAGAAACAAGCACAAUGACGACACAAGGGAUAACGCGAGAAGCAGCCAACACAAACAGCACUGUAGCUCCAACGCCUUUUGCCACAUCAAAUGCAACAGCGCGUCGUAAUAUCACAGAAGCAAGCACAAUGACGACACAAGGGAUAACGCGAGAAGCAGCUAACACAAACAGCACUGUAGCUCCAACUUCUUUCGCUACAUCAAAUGCAACAGGGCGUAAAAAUAUCACAGCCAGUGACACCGGAAAUGACCUAUUACCUGUGAAGGUCGCUGUACCAGUCGGCGUGUGUCUUUUUGUUGCAGUCGUCUUUACAGUUUUCCUUCUUAAACGACGAAGCAAACGGCAGUCUGCAAAAAAUGGUGAAAAUGUCGAUGUCCCAACCCAACUCACCGAUAUUCCGGAUUGCGGCACUAGUACAGAGAAGGAUGCGUCAAACAUCAUCGAUUCUGACACGGACAGAUCUUCAACAUAUGAUAUCAACCCUUUAUACGACUCUUCAAACACUGAGCAUUACUAUAAUCAUGUGAGGAGGAAUGAAACAGACAUAUUUCCGGAAUACACUAGCGUUAUUAAACGCAAACAUGAGCAUAUUGAAUCGAGCAAUCAGUAUGAUUACACAACGUUUAACGGUGCAGUGGGAAAUGAUAAAACCAAGGAAGAUUUGCAAUAAUCUUCAUCUUUGACAAGAGGGUAUUUCUGAAAGUAGUUGUAUAUUCUUAGACAUUACUUUUGAUGAAUAAGUUUGGAUUAAGAUAUAUCUUAACUGUAAUAAUAAACCCAUUGGAGAGAUUUGAACUUUGC